Messenger RNA from Gryllus bimaculatus (two-spotted cricket), 835 nucleotides. The record is from the annotation of a GenBank genome assembly. Lineage: Eukaryota; Metazoa; Arthropoda; Insecta; Orthoptera; Gryllidae.
AGAAUGAUCUGUAUUCCAGAUACAAGCAUCUUGCUGGAAGUUUUAUUCUGCUACAUUCCCAAAAGAAUAAAGAAUCAUGUUUGAAGGUGUAGUAGCAACAUUUCUAAACCGCUAUCUAGGCAAAUACAUUCAAGAUCUAGAUAUUGAAAAUCUGAAUAUUGGAAUUUUCCAAGGAGAUGUACAACUUACAGAUCUUAGACUUAAGCCAGAAGCUUUGUAUGAACUGGAUUUACCCAUUGAGGUGAAAGUAGGAAUCAUAGGCAAGAUUUCAUUGAAUAUUCCGUGGUCUGGAUUAUACUCUCAGUCAGUUGUUGUCUCAAUAGAGGAUGUUUAUAUCAUUGCUGGACCUACAACUGAUAGAAAAUAUGAUUCAGAAUUGGAAAAAAGAUUAAUAAGAGCAGCAAAGAGGAAGAAAUUGGAAGCUUUAGAAGGAGAGAAACUAUUUGGAACUGGACCUUCAGACUCAAAGACAUUUAUUGAAAAUCUUGUUGCUACAAUAAUUAAUAAUCUUCAAGUAUUUAUUAGGAAUGUUCACAUACGGUAUGAAGAUUGUGUUACUAAUAAAACUUCUCCUAUUUCCUGUGGUGUUUGCAUUCAAAGUAUAUCAGCUGAAAGCACUAACAGCAAAUGGAAACCAGCAAUAACUCCUCAAGGUGCAGCAUCAUUUUAUCAGUUAUUACGUGUGGAAUCUUUCUCUCUCUACUGGAACCCAACAUGCAGUACUGGUGGCUUAAUUACCCAUCUUGUGGAGUUAGAUGGAGCACCUUAUCCAUGGCGAAAUCUUAUGAAGCGAGGGCUGGAGACAUUUAGUGUCAAUCAAGAAGAUUUUGAUUUC